Molecule: messenger RNA, 1792 nt
Organism: Puntigrus tetrazona (Sumatra barb)
Lineage: Eukaryota; Metazoa; Chordata; Actinopteri; Cypriniformes; Cyprinidae
Product: hemicentin-1
Exons: 6
Coding region: 1-1449 (482 amino acids)
Biological process (GO): cell adhesion
Molecular function (GO): integrin binding
Source: RefSeq, a predicted model, not a curated record
AUGUCAGAGUGUGUAAAUCUUUCCUCCACAGAGACACCAGACAGUGUGUCCAUCAGGACUGUGAAUCACACAGGACCAAUGAUGGAGGAAGAGCAGUAUGAGCUUCAGUGUGACGUUCUCGAUGUGGCUCCUGUUCAGUAUCUCACUGUCAAAUGGUACAAAGGACAGACUCUGCUGAAACAAAAUAACUUCAGUGACACCGUCAAGACUCCAGUGAAUGAAACUGUCACACUCCUGAUCCGUCCAGACAAAGCUGAUGAUGGAGCUCAGUACAGGUGUGAAGCACAGCUGGAUCUGGGAGCAGAAGGACCUCAACCUCCUCUUAAAGUCACAUCUGACCCUCUCAGUGUUGAAGUACACUAUAAACCACAACGCUCCAAUUCAACAGAGACCAUUAAAGUCAAUAAUGGUAUGCUGAAUUGUACAGUGAUGGCAAACCCGGCUCCUACGUACACAUGGGAUCAUCUGGAAGAGAAGAUCAGCUCCUCAGUUCUCCAGUCCUCAGAACUCAGUCCAGGAACCUACACGUGCACCGCCACAAACACUCUGGGAAGAUACAGAAUAGAGUUCAUCGUCAAUGGUGGGACAGUGUCAGCUGACAGUUGCUCGCUAGAGAUAUCUCCCUCCAGAGUAGUGGUGAAGUUUGGGGAUCCGGUGUCGGUCAGCUGUGUGGCCUCUCGUCCGGUGCGCGUGCUGGGAUGGGAAUCGAUCAUUGCCGCAUCGCACACUCAGAAUGACCUCAGCGUUCAGUGGCGGGUGGACAGUUUGACUGACUGGAUUGAGGAGCCAAUCUGCUAUGGUGUUUUUUUCACCGCUCCCAGACAGUGUGAGGAAAAACUCAACCUCGUUCUAUACAAGAAACCAGACAGUGUUUCCAUAAGUUUAGUGAAUCACAGCAGUCCAGUGGUGGAAGGAAGAGAGUACCAGCUGCAGUGUGAGGUGCAGAACGUCGCACCUGUCCAGUACCUCGUUUUACGGUGGUACAAAGGAAAAAAUGAGGUUUACAACCACUCGUUCUCAGAGUUAUCCCCUGCAACACCAGUCCAGGUGUCCUCUAUCUUGCUGAUUGUCCCAAACAGAGCCGAUAAUGCAGCUCAGUACAGGUGUGAAGCACAGCUGGAACUUGGAGCAGAAGGACCUCAACCUCCUCCAACAGUUCAGUCUGAAGUUCUCAACAUUGCAGUUCAAUACCCACCGGACUUCCGCAGUCCAGGGGAAGAGAUACUGGACAUCAGUGAGGAUAGUGAAACAGCGCUGGAUUGUACUGCGGAGGGUAACCCACCUCCUGUGUAUGUUUGGACCUCCUCAAACCUUCAGGAGAAGGCUGAUAAUCAGCCGGUUUUGAGAGCUGCAUCUUUGAGCCCAGGGGUAUAUACAUGCACUGCGUCCAAUAUCCUGGGGAAAAAGAGCAAACAGUUUGUCAUCAAGCACAAAUCCAAAGGUGUUUAAGUCCAGAGACCUUGAGAAAGAACCGAAGACUUACAGUUCUAGAUGGAACGUUAAGGACUUUCCGGACGUGGGCUCGGCUCUUUGUUACAUUUUAGAUGAAUUUUUAGAGGGCUCUCUUUUCAGGGGUUAUGAUUUGUUAAAUAUGAGAGUCAAACCUACAUAUGUGUCAAAUCUAUCCUAGUAAGCUUUAUUAAUAUUGUGCGUGUGGUCACUUUAACAGAGCAUUUUUAUGUUUCAUGACACACUGCGAUAGCUCUGACAUUGACAUCAAUGUUUUUGUAGAUAUUUACUCACCCAAUAAUUAUAACAAUAAUAAAUUAAUGAAUAUAGUACAAAAGAUAAA